Messenger RNA from Saccostrea cuccullata (small rock oyster), 2196 nucleotides. RefSeq lists its product as uncharacterized. The record is from RefSeq and is a predicted model, not a curated record. The coding region runs from base 350 to 1972 and encodes 540 amino acids. Gene Ontology annotation, biological process: protein homooligomerization. The transcript has 2 exons. Gene Ontology annotation, molecular function: protein binding; cysteine-type deubiquitinase activity. NCBI's taxonomy places the organism in Eukaryota, Metazoa, Mollusca, Bivalvia, Ostreida, Ostreidae.
UGUUUACUUAUUCUGCUGCAAGAAAUCUUUGACGUGAGGAUGUAUAUGUUCUGCAGGAAAAUGAAACACGGAAAUAAAUUUUAAAGCAGAUGAGAUGCAUUGAAAGUACUUUUAAUUCAAUGUUUUGAGAAUUGGUACGCUGAUAAAAGGUGAAAAUUUAAUUACUCUAGACUCCUACACUGGGAAAUUUAAUUUCUAUUCACGAAAAAGGAACAACUCAAUUCUCGUAUCCAAAUUCACUGACGGAAAGAAAUUAAAAUCAUGUCUUGAACAUCAAAGUAAUUAUCACCCUCGGGAGCCCCGUGUUAUCUUGUGUUUUGAAGUGCUUAUCUCAGAUUUUUGCUUCCGUAUGUCUAUGUUGGAAUUCUCCUCUCUGCUUCAUUGCAGCAGAGAAACAGCGGAGAAUACACUGGGAAUACCCAUCUACCGACAGAGGGCGUCGUGGGUACACCAAGCAGACAUGGAAUUAGCGGCCAGUCCUGGAAUGACGGACCUUUUGACCCAGAGAACAAUCCUAGAGCAUCUGUUUCUUAAACGUCCUAUAGAAGGCGAAUUUUGGUAUGUUAUUGUGGCUGAAUGGAUAGAGCAACUAAAACGAUACAUAGGCUUACAGACAACACGGAAAUUUUAUCACCAAAGGACGAACCCUGGUCCGAUUAUCACUCGUCGGGACUAUGCACAUACUGUUGACGUAGUACACGAAGAUGCAUGGCGUAUGAUGGUACAAUGGUACGGACUAACGGAUGGCCAUAAACCAAUCAAACUUGUUGUGUAUAACUACAGACGCGGUCCUGAAAUAGAGCACAAUUUGAACUCUUUCAAAGUGAUGCUCAGUGUAUCAUCUGUUGAAGACUUUCACCAUGUCAAGUUCAGCAAGAUGGAGAAAAUCGGCCAUGUUGAGUAUAAAGUUCGGCAUUUGUACCGUAUACCAAAAGAAAAACAUUCAAGAAUAUGGGCUAAGACAGACACCGAUAGCGACUGGAGACUUCUUCUGAAUCGCGACAAAACUGUGGGAAAAUAUCUUGAUAUCGAUUCCGACUUUAUUCGUCCAAUUGUCGCUCUUGAAAUUUGUGACGAAGAAGGGAAAUGGGUAAAAGCUCCUCAAGACGCAUGCGCGGAAGAAAUUCAAGAGUGCCCAGUAGGACCUCUGUACGAACAUGACAUCUUCACGGACCUUACGAGCAGCUGGGAGGUCGAUAUCCAUGACCAGAUCGACCAUAUUGGGAAGAGCUUAGUGGAUAAUCUCCACGUCAAUUUUAACGCUUUCGUGCAAAAAGCGCGGGAAUUUGUUGACGAACGAGACUAUCAUUUGCGUCAACGAGAACGCGAUAUCUAUCGCAGAGAGUCAUUUAUUGAGGAUCUCACUGAAAAAUUGGAAAAUAAAGAAAAGGUACUAGACGCUCAGUUAGAGUCAUGUGAGAGGCAACUGAACGAAUGUGACAAACGCAGAAAAGACAUUGAGGUAGAAUGCAAGAAGCAAAGGGAAGAUUUGGAUCGCCUCGAAGAACGAAGGAGAACCGACUUUAAUGCACAGAAAGAAUCAUUUGAAAAUGAACGAGACAAGUUUCAUUCGGAAUUGCAGCGUAUGUCAGACAUGUACAAAAUCCAGGAUAGCCGCAUCAAACUGGAUAUCGGAGGUCAACUGUUUACGACAUCACUAACCACACUUAACCGUGAUCCAGACUCGAUGCUGGCGGCCAUGUUUAGCGGUCGCCAUGAACUGAAAAAAGAAGAUGGCAAUGGAAGCUACUUCAUAGACAGGGAUGGCACACACUUUCGAUACAUUCUUAACUUUCUAAGAGACAGUGAGGUCAAAGAUGGAACUAUUCCAGAAAAUCCCAACUUGUGGAGAGAAUUGUUGACGGAGGCGGAAUACUACCAGAUUGGAGGACUCGUGCACUAUCUGCAGUCUCUCCUUCACAGUCACCAACAGCGACACGAUUCUCCCUCUAGCGACACAACUUUUGUCUAAACUGGCCUUAAAAAUAAUAUAGGCUUUCGGUCUAAAUACUACCAACAACUGUAUAUUGAUCAUUCUGAAAUGGCCAACAUGAUGUUUAAUUUAUAAUGCUUACCGACUUUCGAUGUUAAUUCAUCCGGUCUGCGAAUGAAGUGUUUUUGAUUUGUUCCCGAAAUCAAUCAAACAUUUUCAGCCAUACUCUCUUGCAUUUGGUGUGAAUAAAAUGUGCAAUAAUU